AUGAGUAAGAAAAUACUUUUCUGUUUAAUUUUCUUGUUUCGAAGAAAUCUCGGAUUGAGCCGAAAUCGUGAAACAGAACAACAACACUUGGAGCGACUGAUCUGGGAGUCACAACCGCGGUCCAAGGAAAUCUUUGAGAUUUCCACCAAAGCCGGACAGAAUCUAACGAUCUCUUGUCCUAUUAACACAAGUUGGAGUUUCCCGAAUCACACUAAUCGAGAGGUUGAUGGUUAUGAUUUUGAUGAGUUUCAAAAGAGGUUUUACAUUGAGGAAACUCAAGAGAAUACUGAAUUAACAAUCAAUGAUCUUCAACCCACCGAUACAGGCCUCUACCAGUGCGCAGAUUCAGGCAACUUCUCGGAACUCGGAUCCAGUUCUCCUUUGUCCUUUUAUGUAUUCGUUAAAGGUUCAAAUCUCUUUUUGAAGCCGAAGAGAAAGGAAAUUUAUCUUACAACAGGCUCAAGAAGAAACAUGAUCAUCCCGUGUCGGACAACCUCACCAAUUGACGUUACAAAGAUGAAGCUUUUCGUCGACGAUAAGCAAUGGUUUGGAUUGUGCACAGACACAAGAGCUGUACAAACGGUGUUGGACAACAAUGUUCUGAUAAACUUGGGCACCCAGCACAAGGAUAUUUUUGAUUGUAUGCCGACGUUUGCCUACUACUCGGCCAGAGAGUAUGUAGGAGAGCUGGGAAUUCUCGAUUUUUAUGUUGUGGCUGUGUCUCUCAACUGCGUUGUCUGCAAGUUGCCUUUUGCUCGAAAGGCCAACGAGGCUCGAUCACCACGACAUUUAUACUGCGGAUUGGCGAUGUGUCACGAAUGUUUCGAGAAGGUGAUGCGGUUGGAGAAUGAGGAGGGGAAACAUCGAUGUGUUCGGGAAGAUUGCUUUGACAAUCCCAAUUUUGCAUUUUACCUUAUUGAUGUUCUAUCACAAGAAGAUUCCUUGACACUUUCACCUUUGGGAGAUGGUUAUUUGCUUGUCAAGCCCUUCAAAAUUCCCGAAUGUCCAAUUUGCCAUGAUGAAUAUUCGAAUCAAGUUGACGGAAAGAAAUCGCUUUCACUCUAUUGCAAUCACCUUAUCUAUUUCUUGAAUGAAUUGCCAAUGAUGACACGUCAAAUGGAAGGACUGAGGAAUCCUCGUGUUUGUGAUGAUUGCAAGGAGACGCGCAGUAUUGACAAGAUGUAUCACUGUAAUAAAUGCGAUUUGAAGAUUUGUCCAGAUUGCCUUAUUGAGGAGCAUCUAUCUCAUGAGAAAACGCGACUUUGGAAGAAAGCACUUUGUGAAAUGUCCGAGGCUCAACAGAAAGAUACGGUCAAUGUGGUGAAAACGUACAAUGAUUUGUUUGCAGGGAUGCACGAGAAUAUUUUGAAGCCUCUGAAGGCUUUUGAAACGAAAUUGACUUCGAAAGAAGAAGACUGUAAGAACAUUUCGACAUUUGGAGAAGCAAAGCAGACACUUGAAAAAUGCGCGAAGCUGAGAAAGGACUUUGAGACGAUUUCGGAGAAACUCAUACCUGAUUUGCGUCGAUAUGAGACGAAGGUCAAGAUAUUGACUGAAGCAAUUGACAAAGAUGACUAUCAAGGACUUGAAGAUGGAUUU
Messenger RNA from Mesorhabditis belari, 1599 nucleotides. NCBI's taxonomy places the organism in Eukaryota, Metazoa, Nematoda, Chromadorea, Rhabditida, Rhabditidae. The record is from the annotation of a GenBank genome assembly.